AUGAGCGCCGAUGACGGUUUUGGCGUGCACUACGACACCGACGAUGAUUAUCUGGACGCCGAAGUAGAAGAUGAUGAUACCGCCGGCCUCUUGGCAGAAGAAGUUGACAGCCUUAGGCCGGCGGAACUUCCUUUUCAGGUACUAAAGGAAGACGAAAUCCGGCGGCGGAUGGAGGACGAGAUCGGCCAACUAUCCGCCUUGCUCUGCCUCUCCAAUUCCGAGGCCAGCAUCCUCCUCCGUCACUCCAAUUGGGACGCCUACAAGCUUCAGGACUCAUGGUUCACCAACGAAUCCGAGCUCCGCCACAGAGUUGGUCUCUCCGCCAUGGAUAACCCUACCGCCGCGGCGGCGGCCGAUCAAUCGGACUGCAGAAUCUGCUUCGACUCCUUCUCUCCCGAUUCGUUCAAUUCCGCCGCUUGCGGCCACCAAUUCUGUCGCGACUGUUGGAGGCAGUACUUCGCCACGAGCGUCAACGGCGGCCCCGGAACCCUAAAUCUGAGGUGUCCCGAGCCGUCGUGCACGAUCGCCGUGACGGAAGACCUAAUCAACAAAAUCGCCGACGAAAUCGAUCGAAAGAGAUACCAAAAGUACCUCCUUCGAUCGUACGUCGAAGAGAACAGGAAAUUGAAGUGGUGCCCCGCGGCGGGCUGCGAACACGCCGUCCAAUUCGCCGCCGCGGCGGGCGACCCCAACUACGACGUCUCCUGCCUCUGCUCCCACGCCUUCUGCUGGAACUGCUGCGAGGAGCCCCACCGCCCGGUCAAUUGCAUCACCGUGAAGAACUGGAUCGCGAAAAACGAUUUGGAAUCGGCGAACGAGAAUUGGAAGAAAGCGUACACGAAGCCCUGCCCCAAUUGCUCGAAACCGAUCGAGAAGAACGCCGGAUGUAUGCGAAUGAAAUGUGCCGCGCCUUGCAACUACCAGUUCUGCUGGCUCUGCCUCCAGAAUUGGGACGUCCACGGCUACGGCGGCUGCAAUCAGUACCAGCCGCCGGAGGAUUCCACAUUGCCCCAAUUGAGAGCCGAAUUGUAG
Linum tenue is the source of this 1032-nucleotide messenger RNA. The record is from the annotation of a GenBank genome assembly. NCBI's taxonomy places the organism in Eukaryota, Viridiplantae, Streptophyta, Magnoliopsida, Malpighiales, Linaceae.